AUGGCGGCUCCGUUGGUCGGAAGUCAGUUGUUUUCUCCAUUUCGAGCCCUUGGAUUUGUGGCAAAUCAUGUUCCAUUGACUUUACAGACACAAGGAACAGAAACUCUUGUGACCACUGCUGUUGGUUCAGCCUUUCACGUUUAUAGUUGUGCGAAGUUAAAUCUUCUCUUUGUUGGAUUGCUUAAAUCCGGUGAAAUAUCAUGUUUAUCAUCACACGGAGACUUGGUGAUUACAGCUUCUGGAAAUCAGUUGAUUUCUUGGAAAAGAGGAAAACAGGUUGCUGUGUUGGAGGGACACAAGAGAGACAUUCACUUCAUCUUCUCAUUUGGUUCAAAUCUAAUAUCUGUUGAUGAAGACAGCACAGUCAGAAUAUGGAUUAUUGAAACAACAGAAUUGUACCUUGAGAUGGAAUUUAAUGCUGAAAACUUCUACAUCACCUGUUUGAUGCAUCCCAGCACAUACCUUAAUAAGAUCUUACUGUGCAGUAAGCAAGGCCAGAUGCAACUGUGGAAUAUAAAAACAAACAAACUUAUUUAUACAUUUUCUGGAUGGUCAGAGCCUAUAACUGCUGUGGAACAAGCUCCUGCAGUUGAUGUGGUUGGCAUUGGCCUGCAGAGUGGAAAAAUUAUCCUCCAUAAUCUCAAAUUUGAUGAAACAGUUAUGAGUUUUCAUCAGGAGUGGGGUCCAGUUAUAGGUUUGACUUUCAGAACAGAUGGAAACCCUGUUAUGGCAUCUGCCAGUACAGAGGGCCACAUUGCAUUGUGGGAUUUGGAAAAACGUCAACUUAGCAGCACGUUACGUGAUGCCCAUAAAGGAUCUGUCUGUGGUAUGAAAUUCCUUUCCUCACAACCUCUCUUGGCUACAAAUGGUCCUGAUAACUCUUUAAAGAUAUGGAUAUUUGAUCAGCCAGAUGGGAGUGGAAGACUCUUGAGGUCUCGUUCAAGUCACAGUGCUCCUCCAACUAAGAUUCGCUUCUACGGAAAUAAUGGAUUUAACAUCCUCAGUGCAGGGCUGGAUAGAAGCUUGAGGUUUAUUUCUGUUAUCAAAGAUGAACGAAGCUGUGAAUUUUCACAAGGUUCAUUAACAAAGAAGUCCAAGAAUCGUGGAGUGCAUAUAGAAGAGUUGAAAUUAGCACCUAUUGUGGACUUCGCCUCUGAGGUUGUGCGCGAGAGUGCAUGGGACAACAUUGUCACUUGUCAUCAGGGAAAAAAAGAAGCCAGAACAUGGAGCUUUCAGAGGAAGUGCAUUGGUAAACAUAACCUGAAAUCUCGUGCUGGGGAAAAUGCAGGACCUGUUACGACCACAGCUAUGAGCUCUUGUGGGAAUUUUGCCAUCGUAGGAGACGCCCAUGGUAAUGUGGAUAUGUUUAACAUUCAGUCCGGAAUUCACAGGGGAUCCCUUGGGGAACCAAAAGCGCACAAUGGUCAAGUGAGGGGCGUGGCUAUUGACAACAUCAAUCAACAAGUGAUGACUGCAGGAGCAGAUUGUAAGUUAAAGUUUUGGAAUUUUAAAGCUCGGAAUCUUCUUCAGAAAAUGUCGUUUGAGCCACCUAUCACACAGAUUUUAUUACAUCGAGACAGUUCUUUGCUGGCCGUCUCUUUUGAAGAUUUCGAAAUCCACGUUGUUGAUGUCGAUAUGAAGAGAGUUGUGAGAAUAUUUCAAGGUCAUACAAACAGAAUUACUGAUAUGUCCUUUAGCCCAGACUCCCGUUGGUUGAUAACGUCGUCAAUGGACUCGAGUGUGAGAACCUGGAGUCUACCGGCUGCAAGGCUAAUAGACUGCUUUCUGGUGGAGUCACCUGUCACUAGUUUAGCCAUGUCACCCAUAGCAGACUUCCUUGUGACUACACACGUGGAUGACUUAGGAGUGUAUUUAUGGUCAAAUAAAACUUUGUACGAUGAAGUAUCAUUGAUUCCUCUUCCUGCCGAUUAUCAGCCGACUUUGGAACAACUGCCUGUUACAGGAACAGAUGCUGACAAAGAAUUUGGUGACGUAAAGGAGACCACAACUGAAGGAGAUAAUAAAUCUAGUGCUGCCGACAACACAGCCAGUUAUAAGAGCCCUGAUCAGCUCUCUGAUGAACUUGUAACUCUGUCUCUUCUACCAAAGUCAAGAUGGCGACAUCUCACCAGCCUGGAGCUAAUAAAGAAAAGGAACAAACCACAGGAGCCACCUAAGGCGCCCAAAGCUGCUCCCUUCUUUUUGCCCACCACACAGGAACUGGUGCCUAAAUUCCUUCAAACUGAAGAAGAUCAAACUGAUGAAAAAGAUGCCAAGUCUAAAAUUCUAGACAUGAAACAGCUUGAACAAGCUUCAGAAUUUCAAAAGCUUUUGAAGGAGGGUUCGAGCUCCGGAAAUUAUGAACUUUUCCUGGGGCACCUCAAGUCCAUGGGACCCUCCUCGAUCGAUGCAGAAAUUCGAUCUCUUGGUCCGUCGGCUGGUGGAGACGUCAAACUUGUUGAAGCUUUCAUGUUGUUCUUGGAGUACCAGCUACAGUCGCGGCGGGACUUUGAGUUCACUGAAGGUGUCAUGGGCCUUUUUCUCAAGCUCCAUGGCCCACUGAUUGCCGAGCAACCUGAGCUGGGAGAGGUAGCCGCUCGUUUGCUUGAAGAGCAUAAAGCAGCAUGGUCAACUAUCCGGGACUUAAUGAACCAGUGUUCUUGCCUGGUUAGUUACUUAAAAAGUGCCGUUAUAUGACGGACAAAGUGCAACAUCCAACAGCCGCUGACCGCAAUGACAGUGUGCCCGUGUGGAAGAAGUGAGGAUAUUUGCAUUCCCGCACAGCAUCAUUUUUGAACUACCACGCUAUUUCAUCUUCGUCGAACAAGUAUUGCAGAUGGUGCAAUUACCACCGAAAGACAUUUAGCAGAGAUUUCAAAUAUAAUUUUGAUGAACGAUUACACGUUUACACCUUAGGUUGCACAGGCUUCUUAGGCUGUAAAUUCCCUGUACGAUUUGUGAAAAAAUC
Messenger RNA from Pocillopora verrucosa, 2968 nucleotides. Its product is annotated as WD repeat-containing protein 36. Gene Ontology annotation, cellular component: small-subunit processome; Pwp2p-containing subcomplex of 90S preribosome. The record is from RefSeq and is a predicted model, not a curated record. Gene Ontology annotation, biological process: rRNA processing. Lineage: Eukaryota; Metazoa; Cnidaria; Anthozoa; Scleractinia; Pocilloporidae. Gene Ontology annotation, molecular function: protein binding.